Camellia sinensis is the source of this 834-nucleotide messenger RNA. The record is from RefSeq and is a predicted model, not a curated record. Lineage: Eukaryota; Viridiplantae; Streptophyta; Magnoliopsida; Ericales; Theaceae.
AUGAAUGCAUUUGCUGAUGGAUACAUGAACUCAAAGACAACUUUAAAGCAAUUUGUUGAACAAUAUGAUAAUGCCUUGAGAAGUAAGGUCGAGAAAGAGAUGAAAGCAGACUUUAAAUCUCGAAACAAAUUGUAUGAUUGCCUAAUGAUAUAUGAGUUUGAGAAGCAAUUUUGUACAGCCUACACGAAUACAAAAUUUAAAGAAAUGCAAGUAGAAUUGGAGCGACUAUUGUAUUGUCGUGUGAAGCUUGUGAAAGAAGAGGGAGCAAUUUGUACUUAUCAUGCCAAUGAGGCUGUUCUUGUUUGUGAGAAAAUGAAGACAGUGGAAUUUGUUGUAUACUUUAAUGCAAGUGAAUGUGAAAUGCAAUGUAUGUGUUGGUGGUUUGAGUUUAGGGGCAUUAUGUGUGCCCAUGCAAUUACUGUGCUACUUGAGCGGUGCAUAUAUCAGGUUCUAGAUAAAUACAUUGUAUCAAGAUGGAUAAAAGAUAUCGAAAGAGGCUACACAUGCAUUCUAACCACAUGCACUAAAGCCGGGGUUGUUGUUAAUGCAAAGUUGCAUGAUAAAUACCACAAGAUGUUGGAUGAAAUCCUAGAAAUUGCUGCUAAUGAUAAUGGUAAACACGAAGUGCUUGAUCUUGGGUUGAUAGAAAUAAAGGAUAGAGUGAGAAAAGAUCAAUCAGGUAGUGCGAGUCAUGUGCCACCUUCUACUAGUAACGUGCCACCUUCUACUAGUAAUGCACCAACUUUUCAUAGUUCGUCAAAAAGUCCGUCUGCUCGUAGUACUACAAAAGCAAGUAUGUCUCGCAAGAUGCUUAGUCCUAUGCUUGCUCACUAA